Messenger RNA from Histoplasma mississippiense, 1707 nucleotides. RefSeq lists its product with no specific name. The record is from RefSeq and is a predicted model, not a curated record. Bases 1 to 1707 code for a protein of 568 amino acids. NCBI's taxonomy places the organism in Eukaryota, Fungi, Ascomycota, Eurotiomycetes, Onygenales, Ajellomycetaceae. The transcript has 3 exons.
AUGGUCGUAGAGGGGGACGAAUCACCCAAUCCAAAUCCCUCCAACAGCCCUGGAGAAGAGGAUGCGAUGCACGUGACAUCAUACCAACAAAAGGAGCACCCCAUUGAUUGGCCCCUGAGACUUGCCCUUUGUGCGUCGCAGUGCGGAAGUAUCGCACAACCAGCUAUGAAUGAGCCCGUUUCCGCUCCGACAGAUACUCCCGAAGGGUCCCGCGUCGGCGAGGAAGGUAACAGCCAAGCAGGUUCCAAACUCCCCGCCCUUAAGGACAAGCAAUGCCAGUACUGUCAUCAACCCUUCACCUCUUCCUCCCUCGGCCGCCAUCUUGACCAGUACCUGUUCAAAAAGAAGCCAGACGGCGUGCAUGAUGUCGAGGAGAUCCGGCGUCUGCGCGGCAGCAUCACCCGGCGAACGGCGCGUAACUCGACUGCGAAGCGGGAGAUUCCCGAUACUUCCUCUCCGUCGACAUCUCCCAAGGUUUCUGGCACUGAACUCAAGUGCGAGAGUAGCCUGCGGCUGGAUGGCAAGCCGGGCAAAACUGGAUUCCAGGUGCUGCUCAAUCAACCCACCUGGCACACCACGGGAGUCAUCAAUGAUAUCCCGAAUACCUCGCAGGUCUCACAACCGCGAGUGUCUACUGUGGGUACUGACUAUUCGGCACGAUCGUCAAACAAAAUUGGCCCGGAGACGACGAGAGCUUUGGAGCUGGCGCUGAGGGAAGUAUUGGACAAUGUGAGAGCCGCAGUCACGAGGACCGAAUCACGAAUGAAUCCAUUUGACUUCGAUCUUCAACGUCAGACGUUUCCGGCCCUUUGUCUCCAUGUACUGCCCCCUCCUCCCAGCCUCUUUUCGACCCACCCAUUUUCAACUCCAACGUCCUUUCCACUCGAGCCUCCAGGCAUGGAUAAGCAGGACAUCAUAAAACAGACGAUGCUGGUCCAGAUACAGCAGUGGAAAUCUAAUCAGUUGGCAGGGGUCAUUUCACGCCAGGGAGCCGGAUGCUCGAACGAAGGAAGCUCACGAAAUUGGGAGACUGAAAUGAUCGAGAGAUCCGCCCAACAACAUGAAGAAAUGGCCAUCAGACACCUCGAACUUUCGUUCAAUCAUUGGAUAUCUUUGCCGCUGGGUGCUCGAAAUGAUAUUUGGCGAAUGGAGAUUACCCGUGCAUAUGCGCGAGAAAAGGAGAGACGCGAGGAAAUCGGAAACCAGCUGGCCCGGACGCAACAGGAGGUGAAUAGCCUACAGGCGCAGAUUGACAGGCUGGAAAACUGCCAGUGGCCCCGAGAAUUCGCCAUUUUUCCUCCAGAGAUGUUACCCAUUCCACGGUCGGUGUCAAGAGAGUUAGCCGAGAAGAGCAAAGUGAAUAGCAUUGAUUCUUCACGAUGGGACUAUGACAAUUUAGUCGCGAAGUGGAAACGGGUAGUUAUGCAUGAUAAGAGCAUGGGCAGGGCUGGCUCAGGGGCAGCCUCAAGCGUAUUCCCGGAUUUGAGUAACUCUCCUCGCAGCAGUAGCGCCAACACCAACGUCGGUCACCAUAACAGAGGGUCAAACGGCGAAACCAGCCACUACUCCAAACACCACCAUGGCACAAGAGCUCUCUCCCCGCAACGAAAUAUACCAACCUCUUGCGAAGCUUCCAACAGCCAACGCUUUGCUCCAACCAGCACACAGCAUAUUCCCUACCAAACGCGCGACCCAAACAGGGACUGA